UGGCCCAUUUUUUUUUUUUUUCUUUUUCUUCUUUUUUUUCAAAAAGGCAAAGUGAAGUGAUACUGCAUACUUUCUAUCCCAGGAUGUCUCUCUCGGUUUUUGAUCACUGGAGGGACAAAUUUUUCGUGGCAGUCCGGAUCUAGCGAUCUACGGCGGCGCUAAUCGAGCCUUAGAUCGCGUGCCGUGAAAUCGAUUCGAAGGAGGUACAACAGGAUCCUGAAUCACCGGUUGACCCGAGCAGCAGUCGUCUCUGGAGAAUAGUUUUCUGCCUCGCUUUAACGAGUUCGAUAUUCUUGAAGAUCCAAAAACAACCCUGUGGGGCCCCCGACCCUUGAGGCGGAGUCGUUAAAUCUGGAAGAGUCCCAUCUGGAGACCGUAUGGAAGCCGAAAGUGGGACUCGGGGAGUCUCGAUUUCUCGCAGUUUCUUCCGACGUUGAGGUCGCCGCGGGUGGUUCGAGGGCUCGGCGAGGGAGCCGAACGAUGAGGAAGUCCUUGUUCUGGAGCGAUCCGAGGACGAUGCCGAAGUCCGCAGGAUCUGGGAGCCGGCAAAAAUCGCGGAGAUGUCAAUCGGAGAGGUGACGGCUGAUCCGGCAAUGCGAAAGAAGCGAGGUCCACGGAGCGCCUUGCUCGGCCUGGUGCUCGGCUUCGUCGGAGGCUUUCUGGUCGCUAAUUUCCGGCUGGUGAUACCUCUGGGCAAGGUCCAGCCUUCGAACGAGUCGUUUUGCCCCGGAGCGCCGAGCCGCCAUCAUCAACGCGUCACCCUCGAUUACCGAGCGAAGUUGGAACCGAUGGACAUAGUGAAACUCCCGAAGGAGAACAACGUCAGUAACAGCGCGACGAAUCUGCUCUUCGUCGGUGUGAUGACUGCCCGGAAGUACCUCGACACCAGAGCCAAGGCGGUUUUCGAAACCUGGGGGUCGGAGUUACCCGGUAAAAUCGCCUUCUUUUCGUCGGAAACCUCGACCGUUCCGGAUAACUGCCCUGACCUACCGCUCGUCGCGCUUCCCAACGUCGACGACAGCUAUCCUCCCCAGAAGAAGUCCUUCCUCAUGCUUCAGUACAUGUGGCAGCACUUCGGCGACAAGUUCGAGUGGUUCCUCAGGGCCGACGACGACGUCUACGUCAGGUCCGACCGUCUCGAGAAGCUCCUCAGGUCCGUCGACUCGAGACUACCCAGAUACAUCGGACAGGCGGGGCGAGGGAACUCCGAAGAGUUCGGACUCCUCUCCCUCGAGUAUGAUGAAAACUUCUGCAUGGGCGGGCCGGGAGUCGUUCUCUCCAGGGAAACCCUGAAGCGAGUCGUUCCGCACAUCAAAUACUGCCUGAAAAAUUUGUACACCACCCACGAGGACGUCGAGCUUGGAAGGUGCGUCCAGAAGUACGCCGGGAUUCCGUGCACCUGGAGCUACGAGCAGAUGCAGUCUAUUCUCUAUCACAACAGUAGCGGGGAUCAAGCCUUCACCGGUAAUCUGAAACGCAAAGAGGUUCACAGAGCGAUUACUCUACAUCCGGUAAAAAGUCCACCAUACAUGUACAGACUUCAUAAUUAUAUGAGGGGUCUACGCAUACAAGAACUGCAACACCUGAAGGUUCAACUGCACAGAGAUAUACAGUCGAUGAUGGCGGAGCUUCACGUGGAUCGUGAGAAAAUCCAGGAAUACAGUUUGUCAAAAAACGUUCCUCUGUUUCCUGAAAAACCAGACAGCGAUCAGUACCUCGGGGAUAACAGAGUCCUAGGUGUUCCAGCUGGACUGCAGGCGUUUAAGCCGAAGAAAGCGAGCGAGGUGAUUCCGUGGGACUUCCUUUCCAAGUCCGAGUACAGUCUGACGGAUGCUAAUCCUCGGCGAAGAAUCCACAGCGACGUUAAGGAAGGCUUGGAGGACAUAACCAGGGAGGUGAUGGCCUCCAUAAACGCCUGCUCAAGGCAGAGGGGCCGAGUUGUAGAAGAACGUUCGAUUCUCUACGGGUACAGAAGGGUCGACGCUUAUGGAGCGGAUACGGUUCUCGAUCUUCUACUUGUAUACCGCAAGUAUCGUGGAAGAAAAGUAACGCUUCCGGUUCGCAGGCACGUCUACGUCCACCAGCACUUUACAGGUUUGGAAAUACGAGAGGUGUUCGACGGAGUUGAAGUUGAACCGAAGAUGCAUCGUGAACGGGAGGCGAACUCCAUCCAGAGCGUCUUGCGGAAUAGUUUUUUGAGUCUGAACUUCAAGGCGACAGAAAGCUUGGACCCCAUCGAGAGUAAAGUGAUCCAUUUCAUUCUCCCGCUGUCCGGACGGCUCGAGACAUUUCGGAGGUUUAUCAGUGUUUACGAGGAUGUUUGUUUAGUGGGAAAGGGCGGAAGAACGGAACUGACGAUAGUCCUGUUUCCGCACAGGGUUGAAAGGACCUUCAACGAGACUGUGUCUCUAGUUAAUAACCUAAACUAUAAGUACCCGAGUGCAGUGAUCACCGUUAUUCCAUCGUACAGAAACUUUUCUAGAGCAGUAGCUCUGGAGAUCGGUGUAUCCGGGCACAAAGACGACGACCUCCUCUUCUUCAUCGAUGUCGACAUCGUUUUCACGAGUUCAGCCCUCCGCAGAGUACGGUUGAACACGAUUAUUAACAGACAAGUAUACUUCCCGAUAGUCUUCAGUCAAUUCGAUCCUAAGGUUGUCUACGCUGACGGUAAACUCCGGGAGAAUAAUCUGAUCACAAACUCGAACGGCUACUGGCGAGAAUACGGCUUCGGGAUAGCGUCCCUUUACAAAAAGGACUUCCGGCUCGUCGGCGGUUUCGACCUGUCGAUUCAAGGAUGGGGAAAGGAGGACGUUGAUCUUUUCGAAAAGGCAGUUCGCUCGAAUCUGACGACCUUCAGAGCCGUUGAUCUGCACCUCGUCCACAUCUUCCACGACGUCGAAUGCGAUCCCAGCCUCUCGGGACCUCAGCUUACGAUGUGCGAAGGAUCCAGAGCCGAUACUUACGCGGGGUUGAAUCAACUGGCCAAUACGAUUUACGGCGAUCCUGGAUACUUUAGAUACGCAAAGGAAUUCCGAGCCCGGACGAGCACUCCGGCUGCCUGAUAAUCCACACCGCAUGUUGCGUCACUGCAGGGUUAAAGUCAGGCAACCUCUACCUGUGAUCCCGGAAUGAGUGAUGGGACAAUUUUUAUAUUCUUGAAAAUUAAAUCUAAUCCGCGUAAUCGUGGUGCAGUAAGUCGACUGUACUAAUUCAAUCGUAGUAGUGGUACCAAAAAUUUUUUAAACGUACUGCGGGCGUAGCGAGACUGUUUUUACAUUAAAGUAAGUCCCAGAAAGAACAAGUAGAUAAAAGUAAAUAACGAAUUAAUUUUAAAGGUGCGAAUUCUUAUCGUGGUUCAUACAAUGAGAUAUUAAUAAAUUGUUUAUCGUAUGAGUCGUAAAUUUCUUCUCUACAAGUCAAUGCAUUGAAAAGUGGUUGAGAGAAAAAUUAGUAUCACAAUUGUUCUCGAUAGUUACUCAAAGUGUAUUGUACACUGUGCUGGAUGUGUGUAUACGAGUUACUAACUGAUCAAAAUCCCAUCGCAAAUGUAUAUUGUUACAUGCUCACAGUCUCUCGACGCUCGCAUCUAUGGAUAUAAGUACAUCGAAUUCGUUGUUGAAAUCGACUAUUUUGAACAAUCAUGAAAUUAGACAAUUGUGUUAAGGUGAAAUAAAUGCUGUGCGCUUUGCUAAUAUAUGUAUAUUACCGAAAAACUUUGUACCAAAUGAUUCGGAACCAAAAUGCUGAAUUGACAUAAAAUAUUCACUCACCUAUAAUAUUAAUAACGUUUAAUUUUAUAUUCGAUAAAUAAUAAUUAUUAUUAUUGUUAUAGAUGAAUAAAUGUGAUAUAUCGUGCCUUGUGUAAAAAAAUAGCACUAUUUUUGCGGCCUUCGCCUCUCCUUAUGUAUUCUCCGUAAAUAUGAUCAUCUUAUCUUAUUUCUCAACGUCGUUGUUUGCUAUAGUCAAUGUGCGAUAACCGGGCAGGAAAAACCAGAUUUCAUGCAUAUGUUUAAUGAGAUUUAUGU
Messenger RNA from Diprion similis, 4025 nucleotides. It is a transcript of the gene Chsy, whose product is annotated as chondroitin sulfate synthase 1. Gene Ontology annotation, molecular function: glucuronosyl-N-acetylgalactosaminyl-proteoglycan 4-beta-N-acetylgalactosaminyltransferase activity. The record is from RefSeq and is a predicted model, not a curated record. Gene Ontology annotation, cellular component: Golgi cisterna membrane. Bases 561 to 3062 code for a protein of 833 amino acids. The transcript has 6 exons. NCBI's taxonomy places the organism in Eukaryota, Metazoa, Arthropoda, Insecta, Hymenoptera, Diprionidae.